This is a messenger RNA of Monopterus albus (swamp eel), 2738 nucleotides long. RefSeq names its product pinin, desmosome associated protein (gene pnn). Bases 124 to 2127 code for a protein of 667 amino acids. The transcript is spliced from 9 exons. Lineage: Eukaryota; Metazoa; Chordata; Actinopteri; Synbranchiformes; Synbranchidae. The record is from RefSeq and is a predicted model, not a curated record. Gene Ontology annotation, cellular component: catalytic step 2 spliceosome.
AGCAGCAGGAGUCAGGAUUGCACCACAACGUCGCACGUCAGCUACAGUGAAACUUGUAGUAAAAGAAGAGUCAGUGAACGUAGAAGAAGCAGCAGCGCGUGAUUCCAGUUAAGUAGGAGCAAGAUGGCGGUUGUGGUACGGAGCUUGCAGGACCAGCUUGAAAAAGCCAAGGAAAGUUUGAAACAUGUGGACGAUAAUAUUCGUAAAUUAACCGGACGUGACCCUAAUGAGUCGAGACCGGGCCAGAUCCGCCGGCUUGGCCCCAUGGCAGGCCUCGGUGGAGGUAGGGGUAGAGGAAUCAAUCUGCUCAGGCGUAGUCUCUCAGACAUGGGAAGCGGCGGCCCUCCUGCCAAGCAGAGGGACAUUGAAGGAGCCCUGCUGAGGCUGGCAGGGGACCAAAGGGCCAGGAGAGAUGCGCGAAAUGACAGCGACGCCGAGGAUGAUGAUGAUGUCAAAAAGCCGGCGUUGCAGUCAUCUGUGGUAGCUACCUCCAAGGAGAGAACACGCCGAGACCUCAUUCAAGAUCAGACCAUGGAUGAGAAGGGCAAACAAAGGAAUCGGCGUAUGUUCGGCCUGCUGAUGGGGACACUACAGAAAUUCAAACAGGAAUCCAAUAUCUCUUCAGAGAAGCAAAAGCGGCGCUCAGAGAUUGAGCAGAAGCUCGAGGUUCAGGCUGAGGCUGAGAGGAAGAAGGUGGAGAAUGAAAAAAGGGAGCUGUUUGAAGAGAGGAGAGCCAAACAGACUGAGCUGAGGUUACUGGAGCAGAAAGUGGAAUUAGCUCAGCUGCAAGAGGAGUGGACCAGCCACAAUAACCGCCUGGUGAAGUACAUCCGCACCAAGACCAAGCCUCACAUCUUCUAUUUGCCUGGAAAAAUGUGCUCCGCUACACAGAAACUCCUCGAUGACUCCACCAAGAAACUAAAUGUUGUGUUUGAGGAGAGGCGUGAGGCUUUUGCCGAACACCUCAGCAAGAUGGAGUCCCGCCCCCGGCGACAGCCAAACCGCGACCAGGACGGCAACACAGCAGCAUCUGGGACGGACCACUCGGUGGAGGGUAAGCCAGCAGGUCAGGUAGUCAAGGUGACAGGUAAUAAGAGGGAUGCAGAGAUGGAGGAAGAGGAGGAGAGGGAAGAGAGUGAAAAGGUAGGAAAUAGAAAGGUUACAGAGAAGGGGGGGAGGGAGGAGGAGGAGCUGGAAGGGUUACAAAAAGUAGAUGAGGAGAGGAUGGAGUUAGGUGAGGAAGGUAGUGAGGAGAAGAAGGAAGUAGAGGAGGGCAUAAAGGGCAGAGAGGAGAGAGAUGAGACAAGUCCUGGGUCAGAAGAGAUGGAGCUGGAGGGGGGGGACAGGAGUAAGGAAGAGGUGGGAAAAACAGACAACCAGGCGCUCAUAGACAUCCAAAAUGAAAAGGGCCAACACGCGCAGUCCCAUGAGCCAUCCAUAACCAGCCAAGAAGCACCCGACACCAGUCGGCAGCCCCAUCCCAGCCCCUCUGCAGGGGAACCAGCUGUACAGUCUUCAGACACCCAGGAGGCCUUUGCUACCCCAGAACCCCAGACAGCCUCCACCACGUCUGGACUGGAUUUCAUCAUGCCUGGCCUUGAGGUCCAGGACUCGGCAGAGGAGAGCCAGGCUGUAGAAGGGAAAUCAGGGGACGAAGUCCCACAAAAUCUUCCUGAUUCUCAGGAAGUCCCCAGCUCUACCGCUGCACCCUCCAAGGAGGAUGAGGACAGUGGGAGAGGGAGGAAGAAGGAAAAGGAGCUGAGGAAGGGCCGCAGCCAUAGUAACAGCUCCUCUUCUUCCUCCUCUGGCUCAUCCUCCAGCGGAAGUUCCUCUUCUUCCUCCGGAUCCAGCCGCUCCUCUUCAUCAUCCUCCUCCUCUUCAUCCUCAUCAUCCAACAGCAGCAGCCGAAGUCGCAGCCGAGACAGCGGUAAGCGCAAGAGGCCGUUGGACAAAGGCAGGGACAGGAAGAAAGAAGAACAAAGUCACAGCAAGAGAGGAGGGAAUAUCGGAGGAGGGAGGGACUCGAAGGGCUCCAAGGAAAGCAGGAAGAGGAGGAGCGAGGAAGGGAGGGCCAGGUCAUCCCGGAGCGAUAGGGAGCAUAGAGACAGGAAGGACAAGAGGCGCUAAUGUGGCUGUCGUUCGGCCUUUGUAUGGUCAAGUUGGCAAUCACAGCAAAACGGAGGGAAAAUAAACCUCCAUCUAUUUACUCAAUGACAUAUGAGAUGACUCAUUUUAAAUCUGCUAUUAAAAUGCCACAUUUCUUAAAGGCCUAGUGGAAGCUUUAACACAGGAUUUUUCUCAGUGUAGGGAUUUAUAAGAUGGUGUUUAAACUGAAGCCCUGUAUAUCUGGUUAUUUUUCACCAACUUUUUCCACUUGAUAGAACGUAAACUGGACUUUAAGCCGCAGUAGCACACACUUCUGACUGGGUCCUUACUCAGCAGGUUUGAGACCUCGUUUUAUUUCUGUAAUUUCUAGCCGAGAUUAGUUAUCUUGUCUGACGUGUGGGUUUCUCUGGCCCUACAAUGGAAAAAAUGUUAAUUGUUCUCCCUUUUAUUCAUCCUAAUUAUAAUGCCAUAGGCUGAGGUAUUGAUGGCCCUGAAAGCUGUUUUUCAAGUUGACAACCUCAUUAAUUUCCACUAUUUGAUGAAUGUCAAAGCCUUGUAUCAUCUUCUCAUGGGUACAUGUGUGAUCUGCUCAAAUACUGGCUUUUGAAAUGUUUUUUUUUUUUUUUUUUGUA